AUGAGCCUUGAUGAGGAUGCACGCUGGCUAGAAUGGGUCACCAAGCAGUUCGAGAGCAUCGCUGGAGAGGACAAGGAGAUCGACCUGGAUGAGUUCAAGACCGCGCUCAAAGUCAAGGAGUCGUUCUUUGCGGAGCGGUUCUUUGCCCUGUUUGACUCGGAUGGCAGCAGCACGAUCAGCCUGGACGAGCUCUUGAAGGCGCUGGACCUGCUCAUCCAUGGGAGUGAGACCGACAAGCUGCGGUUCCUCUUCCAGGUGUACGACGUCGAUGGCAGCGGUUCCAUUGACCCGGAUGAGCUGCGGACGGUGCUCAAGUCCUGCCUGCGGGAGAGCGCCAUCUCUCUGCCGGAGGAGAAGCUGGAUGACCUGACCCUGGCCUUGUUCGAGUCUGCUGACAAGGACAACAGCGGCUCCAUCACCUUUGAGGAGCUGAAGGCGGAGCUGGAGAGCUUCCCUGAGGUCAUGGAGAACCUCACUAUAAGCGCCGCCAACUGGCUGAAGCCCCCGGCCACGGAGCAGAAGAAGCGCCACACGCCGCGGUACCUGACCCCGGCCUACUGGCACAACAACAGCCGCAAGCUGCUCUUCCUGUGCGCGUACGCCUGCCUGAACGCCCUGCUCUUCAUCGUGGCCGCUCUCCACAAUGCCCCCGGCGGGCCCUGGCUCAUGGUGGCCAAGGGCUGCGGGCAGUGCCUCAACUUCAACUGCACCUUCGUCAUGGUGCUGAUGCUGCGGCGCUGCCUCACCUGGCUCAGGGCCACUUGGGUGGUUCGGGUGCUGCCCCUGGACCAGAACAUCCUGCUCCAUCAGAUCGUGGGCUACGCCAUCUUCAGCUUCACCCUGCUGCACACAACCGCUCACGUCUUCAACUUCGUGACGCUGUCCCAGCGUGACGGCGCCCACCAGCUGUGGGAGUACCUGUUCACCACGCGGCCUGGGAUCGGCUGGGUGGGCGGGACAGCUUCCAUCACCGGAGUGGUACUGCAGUUCAUCAUCAGCCUCAUGGUGGUGUGCUCCAGCACAUUCGUACGCCGCAGCGGCCAUUUUGAGGUGUUCUACUGGUCUCACCUGUCCUACGUCUGGGUGUGGGCCCUGCUGGUGGUCCACUGCGCCAACUUCUGGAAGUGGUUUGUGGCACCAGGGGUGAUCUUCCUGCUGGAGAAGCUGGUGGGCAUUGCGGUGUCUCGCAUGGGUGGACUCUACAUAGUGGAGGUCAACCUGUUGCCAUCCAAGGUGACCCAUCUGGUGAUCAAACGACCGCAGUUUUUCCAUUUCAAGCCGGGAGACUACGUCUAUGUCAACAUACCAGUCAUCGCCAAGUAUGAAUGGCAUCCCUUCACCAUCAGCAGUGCCCCGGAGCAGCAAGACACAUUGUGGCUUCAUGUCCGUUCCAUGGGCCAGUGGACUAAUCGCCUCUUUGAGUACUUCCGGCAGCCAGAGACCCAGACGGUCAGCACAAAAAGACUGACCACCAGCCUGAGGGACCGACAACAUCAGAGGAAAACCCAGAUCUCAGCAAAGCUAAACGACAAUCACAGGUUUUGUAACAUAAAAUGUUAUGUAGAUGGGCCGUAUGGUACCCCUACACGGCAGAUCUUUGCCUCCGAGCAUGCUGUCCUGAUUGGAGCCGGAAUCGGGAUCACACCUUUUGCCUCCAUCUUGCAGAGCAUUAUGUACCGCUAUCGAAUGAGGAAGCAGAAUUGCCCCAACUGCAACUACUCGUGGUGUGAGACCAUCAAGGACAGUGAGAUGAAGUUGCGGAAGGUGGAUUUCAUUUGGAUCAACAGAGACCAGAAAUCCUUUGAGUGGUUUGUGAGUCUCCUGACAAAACUAGAGAUGGACCAAGCAGAUGCUGAGCCAGAGGGCCGCUUCCUGGAGAUGCAUAUGUACAUGACAUCAGCCCUGAGCAAAAACGACAUGAAGGCUAUUGGACUGCAGAUGGCGUUGGACCUGCUGGCCAAAAAGGAGAAGCGAGACUCCAUCACAGGGCUGCGCACCCGUACCCAGCCAGGAAGACCAGAGUGGGGCAAGGUUUUCCAGAAGGUUGCGGAAGAGAAGAAGGGGAAGGUCCACGUGUUCUACUGCGGCUCGCCUGCCCUCGCCAAGCUCAUCAAAGCCCACUGCGAGCAGUUUGGCUUCAAGUUCUACAAAGAGAACUUCUGA
Molecule: messenger RNA, 2163 nt
Organism: Megalops cyprinoides (Indo-Pacific tarpon)
Lineage: Eukaryota; Metazoa; Chordata; Actinopteri; Elopiformes; Megalopidae
Gene: nox5
Product: NADPH oxidase, EF-hand calcium binding domain 5
Exons: 15
Coding region: 1-2163 (720 amino acids)
Biological process (GO): defense response; superoxide anion generation
Cellular component (GO): NADPH oxidase complex; plasma membrane
Molecular function (GO): superoxide-generating NAD(P)H oxidase activity; calcium ion binding
Source: RefSeq, a predicted model, not a curated record